Molecule: messenger RNA, 1769 nt
Organism: Oncorhynchus keta (chum salmon)
Lineage: Eukaryota; Metazoa; Chordata; Actinopteri; Salmoniformes; Salmonidae
Product: V-type proton ATPase subunit D
Exons: 9
Coding region: 170-916 (248 amino acids)
Cellular component (GO): proton-transporting V-type ATPase complex
Molecular function (GO): proton-transporting ATPase activity, rotational mechanism
Source: RefSeq, a predicted model, not a curated record
GCAAUAGAAUAUCAUGAAUAACACGACAUCGGUUACAAAGCUGUUGUUCUCCAAGUAAUAACAACUGUGCAAUACCCAUUCUUUAAUAUUUUAGUUAUUUGCGUGCUGUCUCGUUAUUUAAUCGCCGUCCAGACGUAAUUGAAGUACAUAAGACCGUUUGCAGCCAAAGAUGUCAGGAAAAGAGAGAAUCGACGUCUUCCCCUCUAGAAUGGCCCAGACCAUCAUGAAGGCCCGUCUGAAGGGGGCCCAGACUGGUAGAAACCUACUGAAGAAGAAGGCUGAUGCCCUCUCCAUGCGCUUCCGUCAGAUCCUCCGCAAGAUCAUCGAGACAAAGACAUUGAUGGGUGAAGUGAUGAGGGAGGCGGCCUUCUCUUUGGCUGAGGCGAAAUUCGCCGCUGGCGACUUCAGCACCACUGUCAUCCAGAAUGUGAACAAGGCCCAGGUGAAGGUUCGGGCUAAGAAGGAUAACGUGGCAGGUGUCACUCUACCUGUGUUUGAGCACUACCAAGAAGGAGGGGACAGUUAUGAGCUGACUGGUCUGGCCAGGGGAGGAGAGCAGGUCUCCAGGCUGAAGAGGAACUAUGCCAAAGCAGUGGAGCUGCUCGUGGAGUUGGCCUCCUUACAGACUUCCUUUGUCACACUGGAUCAGGCCAUCAAGAUCACCAACCGCCGUGUGAACGCCAUUGAGCAUGUGAUCAUCCCCCGCAUUGAGCGGACCCUCAGCUACAUCAUCACUGAGCUGGAUGAGAGGGAACGAGAAGAGUUCUACAGGCUGAAGAAGAUCCAGGAGAAAAAGAAGCAGAUGAGGGAGAGGACGGAGAAGGAGAUCGCCGCCCGUCUGGCCAAGCUGGGCCCCAUCGCCGAGCCAUCCAACAUGCUGAUGGAGGAAACCGACCAGGACCUGCUGUUUGAGUGACAUGCUGUCACCCCUGGCUACUCCGUCACCCACAUCCUAUUUAUUCUGUGCCUCUCCGGCCAGGUUGAUGUCUUCUUCUUGUGUGCGAAAGGGAAGAAUUGUAUGUUUAUUUUUUGUGUGUACAUGUUGGUGAUGUUUUGUUGUCGUUUUCAGUAUUGGAGAUUAGUGUCCAGAUUUAGCACUGUAUAGAACUGUCAGAACUUUGCAGCUAACAGCAAUCACAUCAGUUCACUAGAGUGUCAAACGUGUUGAAGGGGAGUUAUCUUUUGAAUGCUUUAGUAGCAAAUAAUAUAUGUACAUUGAGUUAAAUGACAUGGUUUACAAAUGUGAACUGUAUUUAAGCAUUCCAUCUGAUUGGGUUAGGACAUAGAUGGCUAUAGGCAAUGCUUCCAUCAGAACACUCAGUCAAUGCAUGCUGUCAUUCUGUACAGUUAAAACAGGAUGGCUCUUCUUUCUCCCCCUAAGCGUCUGUGUUGUGGAUGCUAAUCCCUUCCAUGGUCACCACAUAUCAGUGGGGUUGUAUUGACCAUAAAAUAAUGACAUUCUGUUUCUGUGCAAUUUCAUUCUAUUUCUAUGGUACUGUAUUGACCCUUUACAGGAGGAUGGCUAACAUGUGGGUCCCUUGUGGCUCAAUUGGUAGAGCAUCGCACUUGCAAUGCCAGGGUUGUGGGGUACCCCCACGGUGCCCCAAAACGACAAAUGUAUGUACUCAAUACUGUAAGUCACUCUGGAUAAGAGUGUCUGCUAAAUGAUAAUGUACCGGUGACCCCCUAUAACCAUCCACGGUGGCACCCUGAGUGCAACCCCUCUUAUGUCGGAACAAUUCAUCCAAAUAAAGAUGAUCUGAAUAUUC